UCGCCUUUCGAACCGUCUCAGUUGUCGGUGAGGCCGGCGGGGCGGAUCCCACACUAGAGUGAAAGAGAAAAUAAAGCAACACAACAAUAAUAACAACUUGGCCGUAUCCUACAUUUCGCUACAAACCUCCCCUGUGGAUAUAAAACAUUAAGAUGCCCUCAGCGAUGAAUGCAAAUAGGACAGUGCAGUCUGCCAGCCCAGAUGUGGGAUCCGCUCCAGGGUUAAUGGGCAAUUUUGCAUUCGGUGGACAGUCUGAUGUUUUGAAGCAAGUGCUAUGUGUUAUUGACAAGAAAGUUCGCAACAUGGAGAAGAAAAAGAGCAAACUGGAUGAUUAUCAAGUUAGGAAGGACAAAGGGGAGCGUCUCAAUCAGGACCAGCUGGAGGCCCUGUCUAAAUACCAGGAAGUGAUGAAUAACUUGGAAUUUGCCCGAGAGUUGCAGAAGACGUUUAUUGCACUGGGACAAGAUAUCCAGAAGGCGGUGAAGAAGACAGUGCGGCGGGAGCAGCUGCAGCGAGACGAGGCGGAGCAGAGAAGGCUGAAGACGGUUCUGGAGCUGCAGUUCCUUUUGGACCGACUGGGAGAUGACGCUGUGCGGCAGGACCUGAAACAGGGACUUGGAGGCUCGCCGCUGCUCACAGACGCAGACCUCACAGCUCUAGAUGAGUUCUACAAAUUAGUGGGGCCAGAACGUGACCAAAACAUCAGAUUGGUUGACCAGUAUGAAGAAGCAUCUAUACACCUCUGGGACCUGCUGGAAGGGAGGGACAAGGCUGUGGUUGGAACAACAUACAAGGCACUGAAAGAGACUUUGGACCAGGUUCUGCUGAGCGGGUACUUUGACCGGGUUCCGUCUCACCAAAACGGAGUGUGUGAGGAGGAGGAGGAGGAAGAGCCAGUGGCGGCAGCAGCAGCAGCAGCAGUAGCUGAAUCGUCAGAGGCAGAAGAGCAGACAGUUGAUCCAGAAACUGAAAUAAUCGAGGAGUUCACAGAACCCAUUUCAGUGGAAACGACAGAAUUUGUAAACAGACAGUUCAUUCCAGACGGCACAUACAGCAGUAGUGAGAAGGAACAAGGGGAUGAGUGGACCACGGAAACAGAGGCUGUUAGUGCAAUGCAGCAGCAGCCUCUGCAGCCCACCCCUCCCCCAGUUCCCCUGGAGACCCAUCCCCUGAAUUUAGCGUCUCCUGCACCGCCUACUGACCCCAUGGUCCGAAAGCAGGUUGUGCAGGACUUGAUGGCACAGAUGCAGGGAACAUAUAACUUCAUGCAGGACUCUAUGUUGGAGUUCGAUGGACAGCCCAUUGACCCUGCCAUUGUAUCAGCCCAGCCGAUGAAACCCGCACAGAACAUGGACUUGCCACAGAUGGUGUGUCCUCCUGUUCAUCCAGAAUCCCGGCUAUCGCAACCCAACACUGUUCCUGUUCAGCCUGAGCCCACACAAGUCCCCAUCGUGUCCCCAACGCCACCCCCCAUGUAUCAGACCUCACACACGCCAGAUCCCCGGCCCUCAACAGAAUCCAUCGACCCCAUCCAGACCUCGAUGUCCUUGUCGUCAGAGCAGCCUCCGCCCUCCACAACUCUACCCCCUGCCUCUCAGACACAGGUUUUCCAGCCCGUUACCAAAUCUCCUCACAGCAGCGGUAUCAAUGUCAACGCAGCACCAUUCCAGUCAAUGCAGACAGUGUUCAACCUCAAUGCCCCAGUCCCUCCAGCUAAUGAGACAGAGGCUUUAAACCAGGCCAACCAAUACCAGAACAGCUACAACCAGGCCUUCAGCAGCCAGACGCAACAUCCUGUGGAGCAGACAGAGAUGCAGUCAGAACAACUGCAGUCUGUAGUCGGUGCCUUCCAUUCCCAAGACCAGUCAGGAGGCCAUCAGCAGCCUUCCCAGCAGGGUCCGGGUUUUGGCAGACAGGCUCAGUCAUUCUACAACAGCAGAGGGAUGUCUCGUGGUGGGCCACGCAAUGCUAGAGGCAUGAUCAACGGCUACAGAGGCGCAUCAAACGGAUUCAGAGGUGGCUAUGAUGGUUAUCGUCCUCCUUUCGCCAACACUCCAAACUCUGGUUAUGGACAGACUCAGUUCAACACACCUCGGGACUACUCCAAUGGGAAUUACCAGAGGGACGGUUACCAACAGAACUACAAACGAGGAGCUGGCCAGGGACCCAGAGGAGUUUCAAGAGGCAGCACUCAGGCAAUGCGCUCCUGAAAAGGCCUUUUCAUAAUGACUGUGACUGAUUUAACUUGCACCACACUGAAAAUUCAAAAUUCAUGAAUGCAUUUUCCCCAGCUCACUCAUCUUCUCUUAAGUUUGUUCUUGAUCAGUGGUAUUUUCCUGUCUCUUUAGUCAAAGUAAUACGUACUUUGAUUUUUCAAAAAUAUUGAAUCAUUUAAAGUCUGAACACAAGUGACGCUGUAAAUCCAAUCACUGAUUUACACAAGCCAUGUGUUAAAAUGUUCCUGUAAACUUGAAAGAUUUCAUAAGUUAUUUUUUGUAUAAAAAUGCACCUGCCACUGCUGGUCCAAACCAAGGGAGUUUAUCCCCCUCCUCAGUUCUUUUCUGUCAUUUUGGUUCUAAAAAAAGCGUUUUAUGUUCAAUGAGCUCCCCUAUCCUUGUUUGUAAAUUGAUGUUGCUUCAAGAGUUUCAAUAAAGAUGUGUUGCAUACCCA
Sphaeramia orbicularis (orbiculate cardinalfish) is the source of this 2670-nucleotide messenger RNA. RefSeq names its product cell cycle associated protein 1b (gene caprin1b). Gene Ontology annotation, cellular component: cytoplasm. Gene Ontology annotation, molecular function: RNA binding. Lineage: Eukaryota; Metazoa; Chordata; Actinopteri; Kurtiformes; Apogonidae. Bases 153 to 2210 code for a protein of 685 amino acids. The record is from RefSeq and is a predicted model, not a curated record. The transcript has 18 exons.